AUGAAAAGCAGUUUUUGCCUCCUUUUUGCGUGCACCUGCUCCUUCUUUCUGUUGCAUCUGCAGGGAGGUGCAUGUUCUGAGGGCGAGCAGAAGCUCUUCUCCGUCAUCUUCUCCAAGUACAACCAGUACAUUCGACCGGUGCAGAACGUGUCCGAGCCAGUCGUUGUGCAGUUCGAGGUGUCCAUGUCCCAGCUGGUCAAAGUGGAUGAAGUCAACCAGAUCAUGGAGACCAACCUGUGGCUGAGACAUAUCUGGAAUGACUACAAGCUCAAGUGGAACCCAAAAGAUUUCGGAGGCGUCGAGUUUAUUCGGGUGCCGUCCAACAGGAUAUGGAAGCCUGACAUAGUGCUGUACAAUAAUGCAGUCGGCGACUUCCAGGUUGACGACAAGACGAAGGCUCUGCUCCGGUACAACGGCGAGAUCACAUGGAUCCCUCCCGCCAUCUUCAAGAGCUCGUGCAAGAUCGAUGUCACCUACUUCCCCUUCGACUACCAGAACUGCACCAUGAAGUUCGGCUCCUGGACCUAUGACAAGGCCAAGAUCGACCUGGUGCUGAUCGGCUCCACCAUCAACCUCAAAGACUUCUGGGAGAGCGGCGAGUGGAUGAUCAUCGACGCCCCUGGCUACAAGCACGACAUCAAGUACAACUGCUGCGAGGAGAUCUACACGGACAUCACAUACUCGUUAUACAUCCGUCGCCUGCCACUCUUCUACACCAUCAACAUGAUCAUUCCCUGCCUGCUCAUCUCCUUCCUCACUGUGCUCGUCUUCUACCUGCCGUCCGACUGCGGCGAGAAGGUCACGCUGUGCAUCUCCGUGCUGCUCUCCCUGACCGUAUUCCUUCUGGUCAUCACCGAGACCAUCCCCUCCACCUCACUGGUCAUACCGCUGAUCGGCGAGUACCUCCUUUUCACCAUGAUUUUCGUCACCCUUUCCAUCGUCAUCACCGUAUUCGUGCUGAACGUUCACUACCGCACGCCUAAGACCCACACCAUGCCGCAGUGGGUGCGCGGCGUCUUUCUGGGGCUGCUGCCCAAAGUCAUGUUCAUGACCCGACCGGAGAGGGACCCGGAGAAGACGAGGGAGACCGUUGAGAUGAUCCACCCGAGACCGUACGGCGGUCACGCCUCGGGCUCCCACCACAAGGCUCAGGCUCUGGCCUCCAGCGUGGUGUGCAGUCUGACCAACCGCCAGAGGCUCCCAAAUAAAACAGAGCUCUCCAAUCUCAACAACUUGAACACAAGCAAACUGACCAAAAGCACCGGAUUGGGCUCGCUGUGCCGUGAGGGACACUGCAACAGCUGUUGGCAUCAGAGGUCCGGGAAACUGCCAGCGGACUCUAGAGGCGGCGGCGGCUUGGCCAGCCUAGGGGUUCUGACUGGAGGCGGCAUGCCCGAAGCGGGGAGUCAAUGCUCCAGCUCGGAGUCUCUGGAUGCAGGAGUCCUUUCUCUGCUGCCGUUCUCCCCUGAGGUCAGGGAGGCCAUCGAGAGCGUCAGAUACAUCGCAGAAAAUAUGAGAAUGCAGAAUGAGGCAAAGGAGGUUCAGGACGAUUGGAAAUAUGUCGCCAUGGUGAUCGAUCGCAUUUUCCUGUGGGUUUUCAUCCUGGUGUGCAUCCUAGGAACCGCUGGCCUUUUCAUUCAGCCUCUUCUACUCGGGGAAGAUAUAUGAAUGCAUAUUAUUUUUAUUUUUUUCUAACAAUUCAAACUGUCAGAAUCCACAGAUUUUUUUAGGACCGCUUGAAAGACAUGACAUCAACGUAACAACGUCAGGCAUUUCACAAACCGUAGGAACUCGAAAUUGGUCUGCUUAGAAUGAAACAAAUUGAGUGGCAACCUGGGGGAAAAAAACAUUAUGAUCAUGGAGCGACACCGUAUGGUGAUCUUGUGCUACUGCAACAAAUAACCCGCAACAGUGACGUUAAAAAUGGACAUCUCCAUCCAGCUGGAGCCUAUCCCAGCUGACUCUGAGUAAGAGGAGACGCUGUAUACCCUGGACUGGUCACCAGCCAGUCAUAGGGUACAUAUAGACAAGCACACUCAUAUACACAACUUUGGACAAUUUAAGAACUUCAGUGAACCAAACAUGCAUUUUGGAAUGUGAAUCCCAUACAUGAGGGCCUGAGCAGAGAUUUGAACCUCAGAGCGAUAUCACCAUUCAGCCCAAGGAACAUAUUAAAUGGAUAAAAAAAAAUGAUAUAAACCCAGAAACUAUGGGAUUUAAAGAUACCAAAAAAUUAUAAAUAAUGAC
Molecule: messenger RNA, 2247 nt
Organism: Phyllopteryx taeniolatus (common seadragon)
Lineage: Eukaryota; Metazoa; Chordata; Actinopteri; Syngnathiformes; Syngnathidae
Product: neuronal acetylcholine receptor subunit alpha-3-like
Exons: 6
Coding region: 1-1668 (555 amino acids)
Biological process (GO): monoatomic ion transmembrane transport; nervous system process; signal transduction
Cellular component (GO): postsynaptic membrane; synapse; neuron projection
Molecular function (GO): acetylcholine-gated monoatomic cation-selective channel activity; transmembrane signaling receptor activity
Source: RefSeq, a predicted model, not a curated record